ACUCUGACCUCGGGCCCGCUGUUCUCGCAUCCGGGCUUUCGGCGCUACACCAGGAAGAUGGCGGCGGGAGCGGGGGCCUCGGCGGUGCCAUCGACAUCGGGGGGAUCCACGGCGGCGGCGCUCCCAGCCGAGUGGAUCAAGAACUGGGACAAAUCGGGCAAGACAGAAUUCUUGCAGCUUUGUCGUAAUCUGUCUGAAAAUGCAACUUUCAGAGGUAUCCAGCAGGCUUUAUAUGAGCUUGCAUACCAUGUUGUCAAGGGAAACCUAAAGCAUGAUCAAGCAUCCAGUGUCUUUAAUGAUGCAAUAGAAUUUCGGGAUGACAUGCCCUCCAUUCUGGCAGAUGUAUUUUGCAUUUUAGAUAUAGAAACUAGUUGCUUAGAAGAAAAAAGCAAGAGGGAUCAGUUCAUGCAGUUGGUGUCAGCAUGUUUGUACUUGGUUUCAGAUACUAUACUAAAAGAACGUCUGGACCCAGAAACAUUAGAAUCAUUAGGACUGAUCAAGCAGUCUCAGCAGUUUAAUCAGAAAUCUGUGAAAAUCAAGACAAAACUUUUUUAUAAGCAACAGAAAUUCAAUUUAUUAAGAGAAGAGAAUGAAGGCUAUGCAAAACUGAUUGCUGAACUCGGCCAAGAUUUAUCUGGCAAUAUCACCAGUGAACUGAUCUUAGAAAAUAUCAAAUCUUUAAUAGGGUGUUUCAACCUCGAUCCUAAUAGAGUGUUGGAUAUUAUUUUAGAAGUCUAUGAAUGCAGGCCAGAAUGUGAUGAAUUCUUUGUACCUUUGAUAGAAUCUUAUAUGUAUAUGUGUGAACCUCAAACACUCUGCCAUAUCCUUGGAUUCAAAUUCAAGUUUUAUCAGGAGCCAAAUGGAGAGACACCUGUUUCUUUGUAUAGAGUUGCUGCAGUACUUUUGCAAAGCAAUCUGAUAGAUUUGGAAGACCUUUAUGUACACCUCCUUCCAGCAGACAACACUAUUAUUGAAGAACAUAAACGAGAAAUUGGAGAAGCCAAACUAAUUGUGAGGAAGCUUACAGUGGUUGUAUUAUCUUCUGAAAAGACUGAAGAGAAAGAGAAGGAAAAGGAAAAGGAAGAGGAGAAAACAGAAAAACCACCUGAUAACCAGAAACUGGGCUUAUUAGAAGCAAUGUUAAAAAUUGGUGACUGGCAACAUGCACAAAACAUUAUGGACCAGAUGCCUCCAUUUUAUGCAACUUCACACAAGCCUAUUGCUGUUGCUCUUUGUCAGCUCCUUCAUGUGAUGAUUGAACCUCUCUACCGAAGAGUUGGAGUACCCAAAGGUGCCAGAGGGACACCAAUUCUUCCUUUGCAAAACAAAAGAGCACCCAAGCAAGUAGAAAGUUUUGAAGAUUUAAGAAAGGAAGUGAUCAACAUGCUUUGUUACCUUGGCCCACAUCUCUCUCAUGACCCCAUAUUGUUUGCAAAAGUAGUGCGUCUUGGAAAAGCAUUUAUGAAAGAGCACCAAGCAGAUACAGGCAAGCAAGAGGAUAAAGAGAAAAUGGAGUUAUUAUUCAGCUGUUUGCUGAGUAUUACCGACCAGGUUUUGCUUCCUUCUCUUUCUUUGAUGGAUUGUAACGCAUGCAUGUCUGAGGAACUCUGGGGGAUGUUUAAAACAUUUCCAUACCAGUAUCGGUAUCGCCUCUAUGGACAGUGGAAGAAUGAAACAUACAAUAGUCACCCACUACUGGUGAGAGUUAAAGCUCAGACAAUUGACCGCGCCAAAUACAUUAUGAAGCGUUUAACCAAGGAAAACGUAAAGCCAUCUGGAAGACAAAUAGGAAAACUGAGCCACAGCAACCCAACCAUUUUAUUUGAUUAUAUUUUGUCUCAGAUACAGAAGUAUGAUAAUUUAAUCACCCCAGUUGUCGACUCACUGAAAUACCUCACUUCAUUGAACUAUGAUGUCUUGGCAUAUUGCAUAAUUGAAGCACUGGCUAAUCCUGAGAAGGAGAGGAUGAAACACGAUGACACCACAAUCUCCAGUUGGCUUCAAAGUUUAGCUAGCUUCUGUGGUGCUGUUUUUCGAAAAUACCCUAUAGAACUAGCUGGUCUACUUCAGUAUGUGGCAAACCAGCUAAAGGCUGGGAAAAGCUUUGACCUGCUUAUUUUGAAAGAGGUGGUACAAAAAAUGGCUGGAAUAGAAAUCACUGAAGAGAUGACAAUGGACCAGCUAGAGGCCAUGACUGGUGGAGAGCAGCUGAAAGCAGAGGGUGGAUAUUUUGGGCAGAUCAGAAACACUAAAAAAUCUUCUCAGAGAUUAAAAGAUGCACUUUUGGACCAUGAUCUUGCCCUUCCACUGUGCCUUCUCAUGGCUCAACAGAGAAAUGGAGUGAUAUUUCAAGAAGGAGGGGAGAAACAUUUGAAGUUGGUGGGAAAGCUCUAUGAUCAGUGCCAUGAUACUCUGGUACAAUUCGGUGGAUUUUUAGCAUCCAAUUUAAGCACAGAUGAUUAUAUUAAGCGAGUGCCUUCUAUUGAUGUUCUCUGUAAUGACUUCCACACCCCUCAUGAUGCUGCAUUUUUCCUUUCACGGCCUAUGUAUGCACAUCACAUUUCAUCAAAAUAUGAUGAAUUGAAAAAGGCUGAGAAAGGGAACAAACAGCAGCAGAAAGUUCACAAAUACAUUACAGCGUGUGAGCUUGUGAUGGCCCCUGUUCAUGACUCUGUGAUCUCCCUGCACAUCCCAAAGGUGUGGGAUGAUAUCAGUCCACAGUUCUAUGCUACGUUCUGGUCACUGACAAUGUAUGACCUUGCUGUGCCACAUAGUAGCUACGAACGGGAAGUCAACAAACUCAAAGUCCAGAUGAAAGCUAUUGAUGACAAUCCGGAAAUGCCUCUAAACAAAAAGAAAAAAGAAAAAGAACGCUGUACAGCUCUUCAGGACAAGCUUCUUGAAGAGGAAAAGAAACAGCUAGAGCAUGUGCAAAGAGUACUGCAGAGACUUAAGCUGGAAAAGGAUAAUUGGCUUCUUGCAAAGUCCACCAAAAAUGAGACUAUAACAAAAUUUCUGCAGUUGUGUAUAUUUCCUCGGUGUAUAUUUUCUGCCAUUGAUGCUGUUUACUGUGCUCGCUUUGUGGAACUGGUGCAUCAACAGAAAACACCAAACUUUUCAACACUUCUUUGUUAUGACAGAGUAUUCUCUGAUAUAAUCUAUACUGUAGCCAGCUGUACUGAAAAUGAAGCUAGUCGAUAUGGCAGGUUUCUCUGCUGCAUGCUUGAUACUGUAACUCGGUGGCAUAGUGAUAGAGCCAUAUAUGAAAAGGAGUGUGGCAACUAUCCCGGCUUCCUCACCAUAUUACGGGCAACUGGUUUUGAUGGUGGGAACAAAGCCGACCAGCUAGAUUAUGAAAAUUUUCGGCAUGUGGUACACAAGUGGCAUUAUAAGUUAACCAAGGCAUCUGUACACUGCCUGGAAACCGGUGAAUAUACACACAUCAGAAAUAUCCUGAUAGUGCUGAUCAAAAUCCUGCCAUGGUACCCCAAAGUUUUGAACUUGGGCCAGGCUUUGGAGAGAAGAGUCCAUAAGAUCUGCCAAGAGGAGAAAGAGAAGAGACCUGAUCUAUAUGCAUUAGCGUUGGGCUAUUCUGGACAGUUGAAAAGUAGAAAACAUUGCAUGAUCCCUGAAAAUGAUUUCCACCACAAGGACCCACCCACCAAGAAUGCAGUACCUACAACAGUGCAAAAUGGGCCCGGAGGAGCUGGGCUUACUUCUUCCCUCACAGUAAAUGCAGCUAAACUGGAAGAAAGCACAGCUGAGGAGACUGAUAAAUUAUUAAAGGAGAAAUCUCAGGGUGCUGUUAAAGUGAUUAAUAAAGCUGCCAGUGCAACACCAAAGCUGACCACGAGCAAUGGGAGCAAUGCUUCCAACAGCAAAGUUAUAAAAGAAAAAGAAGAGAAAGAGAAAUGCGGGAAGGAAAAAGAUAAGGAGAAAAAAGAGAAAACUCCAGCUGCCACUCCUGAGGCCAAAACACUUGGGAAGGAUGGGAAAGAUAAACCAAAGGAAGAAAGGGUGAACAAAGAAGACAAAGCAAGAGACAGCAAGGAAAAGACACCUAAGUCUGAUAAAGAGAAGGAAAAGAACAAGAGAGAAGAGAAGUCGUCAAAGGAUGAAAAAUCCAAGAUCAUUGUGACCAAUGCUGAGUCAAAGUCAGCUGCAGAAAAGGAGAAAGAGAAGGAGCCGUCCAGAGAGAGAGAAGUAACCAAGGAUGUGAAAUCCAAGGAAAACAUUAGAGGAGGAGGAGAGAAGGCUCCAGUAGCUGGGUCCUUGAAGUCACCUGUUCCCCGAUCAGAAGCAUCAGAGUCUGAAAGGGAACAAAAACGUCGCAAAGUUGAUACCCAUUCUUCUCCAUCACAUUCCUCAACAGUAAAGGACAACCUCAGCGAACUCAAGGACUCUUCAGCAAAGCACUACAUUAACCACUCAACUCCAACACUGUCCAAGAGUAAAGAGAGAGAGGUGGACAAGAAAGAUUUGGACAAGUCAAGGGAAAGAUCCAGAGAGAGAGAGAAGAAAGAGGAAAAGGAAAGGAAAGAUCGAAAAAGGGAUCAUUCAAAUAGUGAUCGGGAAGUGCCUCAGGAUUCAACCAAACGUCGCAAAGAGGAAAAUGGAACAACUGGUUCUUCCAAACAUAGUAAGAGUGAAAGUCCCUCUGAUUCUCCUCACUCCAAUGAGAAGGAAAAGGACAAAACCAAAUCAAAAUCUUCAGGCAAAGAGAAAGGAGACUCAAUAAAAGUUGAAAAGAUGGAGAAAAGCUCUGGUAGCAAAAAGGAGUCCAGACAUGAUAAGGAGAAAACAGAGAAAAAAGAGAAACGGGACAGUACUGGAGGAAAAGAAGAAAAGAAACAUCACAAGUCUUCUGACAAACACAGAUAAUGAACAAUGUUCUGACCAAGGCAAGCUUGAAAUGAGAAGAUACUGAGGUGUGACCAUAUAUGUAUUUUCCGGAAUAUGGAUUGCACAGAAGAUUGUGAAUGAAGAGGACCCAUCUGCAUCUCCUUAAAUUAUUCAGUUCUCUGCUUUAUUUCCCUCCCAUUGCUGAAGAUUUGAUUGUUGAGUUGUACAUUACUGUAUUUUUGUUGGUUAGCUUCUUAAACAUUUAUUUUCAGUACCUGGCUGAAAGUGUUACAUGUUCCAUAUUUUAGCACAAUGUGCUGCAAAUUGUUGCCAUCGUGCAAAUGAGGUUUAUACGUGUACAGAGUUUCACAUUAGGUUACCCAAAUACUGCCUGAUUUCAGUAAUCCUUUUCAGAUGGAAUUGAAACAUUUGCUGUGUUUGAAAACCCAACAAAUAAACAGUUGUUGAACCUUUGGAAUUUACCUCAUUUAAAAUCCAGUUUUUAUUUAUUGUUUCUAAUAUCAAUAACUAGAACCAAGUGGGAGCAUUGUUUUUGUGCGGUGCUUAAGAAUUAUUUGUAUAUUAUGUGCACAGCAUUUCACCAGUUAAAAAAAAACCCCUCACUUAUUGUUCCUUGCUACACCUUAUAUGUUUGUCAUAAUGUUUCUAGAAAUUGGGAAAUACUUCAUUCCAAACAGAAAUUUAAAAAUUAGGUUUUCAUAUUACAGCUACAGGAGCUUUGUAUCGCUGGACUUUAGUCAAAAAAAAAAAAAGUUUCACAAUGACAUUUCUAAGAAAAGUAAAACAAUUUUUUUAUCUGAAAUUCUACCAGUGUAACCUUUUUUUCUAAAUAAACAAUAGUUUUCUCAA
Messenger RNA from Zootoca vivipara (common lizard), 5712 nucleotides. It is a transcript of the gene THOC2, whose product is annotated as THO complex subunit 2. Gene Ontology annotation, molecular function: mRNA binding. The record is from RefSeq and is a predicted model, not a curated record. Gene Ontology annotation, biological process: mRNA export from nucleus; mRNA processing. Gene Ontology annotation, cellular component: THO complex part of transcription export complex. NCBI's taxonomy places the organism in Eukaryota, Metazoa, Chordata, Lepidosauria, Squamata, Lacertidae.